AUGGCUUUCGCCCAACCACCUGCACCGAAAACAGCCCUUGGCUACUACCGUAUGCUCGCGCCGACUGCCUCAGUUCGAGUAAGCCCUCUCUGCCUCGGGGCCAUGAACUUUGGAGACUCCUGGAAAGAUUUCAUGGGCGAGUGCAACAAAGACACAACAUUCGAGAUCCUUGACUUUUUCUAUGAAUCUGGCGGUAACUUCAUCGACACUGCCAACAACUACCAGAAGGAAGAGUCCGAGAUCUGGAUUGGUGAGUGGAUGAAGAAGCGAGAGAACAGAGACCAAAUGGUCAUCGCCACCAAAUUCACGACCGCCUAUCGCGCUGGUUAUGGCGAGAAGGAGAUCAUCGUCAACAGUGCUGGCAAUGGAACGAAGUCAUUGCACCUUUCGCUCGAAGCGAGCUUGAAGAAGCUGCAGACAAGCUACAUCGACUUGCUGUACGUUCACUGGUGGGAUUUUACGUGCUCUAUCCCAGAAUUAAUGCAGUCACUCAACCACAUGGUCGCCUCAGGAAAGGUUCUCUACCUUGGUAUCUCCGAUACUCCGGCCUGGAUCGUGUCAAAAGCGAAUGAGUACGCCAGACAAAACUGCCUUCGACAAUUCUCCGUAUACCAAGGACGCUGGUCCGCUGAGCACCGAGACUUUGAGCGAGACAUUAUCCCCAUGUGCCGUGAGGAAGGCAUGGGGCUUGCUCCAUGGGGUGCACUGGGAGGAGGACAUUUCAAGUCCGAUGCGCAACGCAAUGGUGGCGACAGCGCUCGCAAGUUCGGAGAAGUGAGCGACGCUGCUAAGAAGAUCAGCAAGGUCCUCGAGAAGAUCGCCGAGGCAAAGAACACGCAAAUCACUAGUGUCGCGUUAGCGUAUGUCAUGCAAAAGACGCCCUACGUGUUCCCUAUUGUCGGCGGACGCAAGAUCGACCAUUUAAAGGGUAACAUUGAUGGGUUGAGGUUGCAGUUGACGGAGCAAGAGAUCAGCGCGAUUGAGGGGGCGAAUGCUUUCGAUAUUGGGUUUCCACACAAUUUCCUCGCCGGGCCUCAAAAUCCAAGCGGAGUCAAGAAUCCCGGUGAUGUUUGGCUCAUGGGCAUGGCGGGACGACAACAACAUCAUGAGCCGCCUAAGGCUCUUGGACCCGUAGAGCAGUAA
Molecule: messenger RNA, 1143 nt
Organism: Drepanopeziza brunnea f. sp. 'multigermtubi' MB_m1
Lineage: Eukaryota; Fungi; Ascomycota; Leotiomycetes; Helotiales; Drepanopezizaceae
Source: RefSeq, a predicted model, not a curated record